AUGGGAGAAAAAGUUGAAUCUACCACUACUGUUACUAAUGCUGCAGCUACUAUUAUUUCUGAGUCUGAGGCAAAUCCAAACAUGGGGCUUUGCUCUGUUCUCUUGAAUGGUUCCAAUUAUAUCCCUUGGUCCAGAGCUGUUACUUUAGCUCUUGGAGGAAAAUCAAAGCUGGGAUAUAAUAAUGGAAAAAUUCCAGCUCCAGAUGAUGGUGAUCCAAAAUUUGAAGAACGGCUGUCAAAGGAUCAACUUGUUAUGUCUUGGAUUUUGAAUUCCAUGGGGCCACGGGUUGCUGAAAUUUUCAGCUACUCAGAUUCCUCUCAAAACUUGUGGGAGUCUCUUAAAGAGAUGUAG
Molecule: messenger RNA, 351 nt
Organism: Prunus armeniaca (apricot)
Lineage: Eukaryota; Viridiplantae; Streptophyta; Magnoliopsida; Rosales; Rosaceae
Source: the annotation of a GenBank genome assembly